UUGUUUAUGUACAUAUACAUAUACAUAUAUAUAUGAACUUUGUGAAGCGUUUUGUGAAGAUAUGAGUCAAUGAGGUAAUAAGCUGGCGUAAGUGUACGGAAUCAGGACAAGCAAAGGAGGCUGCCCAUAAAUGGAGCUCACCAGGAACAGUAUUUCAGCAAACAUCUCAAACUCAACAAUGGCAUGCAGAUGUUUACUUCUGCCGCUCGCAUUCUUCUUCUUCUUCUUCUUCGUCUUUCCAGCAGACGCAGAAAGUCCUCGACAGGUCUAUAUUGUCUAUACAGAUGGUGGGUCUGCUGGUAAGUAUGCAACCAGCUCCGCUCAUUUGGAAAUUCUUGAGCAAGUUCUUGAGGACAGUAAUGAGGCUUCGGAAUCUCAUAUUUAUAGCUACAACGAGAUAUUCACUGGAUUUGCAGCUAGACUAACCAAUGCAGAGAAACAGAAGCUGGCCAGUGCGCAGAAUGUUGUGGCUGUUUUGCCAAGCAGAAAAUUUCAACUUCAGACUACUAGAUCAUGGGAUUUUCUGGGGUUGUCCACCACUGUAAAACGGAUUUCCCAGGUUGAAAGUAAUCUGAUUGUUGGAGUUUUAGACACCGGAAUCUGGCCAGGAUUAGAGAGUUUCCGAGAUGAUGGAUUAGGUCCUCCUCCAAAAAAAUGGAAGGGGGUCUGCCACAACAUAACCUGCAACAACAAAAUAAUAGGAGGAAGGUCGUACUACACCGGAGACCAACCUCUUGCUGAGGAAAGAUCUGUGAUUGAUACUGAUGGACAUGGGACACAUACAGCCUCAACUGUUGCAGGCAUGGAGGUGGGGAAUGCAGGUUUUUUUGGAUUGGCAAAAGGAACUGCCAGAGGUGGAGUUCCUUCGGCCAGGAUAGCAGCCUACAAGGUUUGCUGGAAGACAAUUGCAGGAGCCACAUGUGAAGAACAAGAUCUUCUGGCGGCUUUCGAGGAUGCUAUCAAGGAUGGAGUUGACAUGUUAUCAGUUUCCAUAGGUUCAAAUGAGACUAAAGAAUACCCUAUUGAUGGCCUUGCAGUAGGAUCUUUUCGAGCAAUGAAGAAGGGGAUACUGACAUCUGCAGCAGCAGGGAAUUAUGGGCCACAUCCUUCUACAGUCACAAAUGGUGCACCAUGGAUUUUGACAGUUGGAGCUAGCAGCAUUGAUAGAAAGCUUCUGGCGAAGCUUGAGCUCGGAAAUGGGCAAACGUUCAUGGGAGAUACAAUCAAUGGCUUCCCAACUCAAAGAUCUUUCUACCCAAUUCAGCUAGGAGAAGACGACAAUCAAAACGUUCUGAUUAAUAAUUCAACAAAAAGAAAGAAUGUGGUUUUUAAAUCAGUCAAAUCGGCACUGCUUGCAAUUAAAGUUGGUGUUCGAGGAGUAAUCUGGGAUGCAGAAGAAUUAUUCGUAUCACAAGCAUGCCAACUUCCUUUACCAGGUGCCUGUCUGAAUACAAGUGCAGUUGACAAAGUGAAGAAAUAUGUGAUUACAACCAAUAAUCCAGUGGGGAAAAUAUAUAAAAGCAUAAGCGUUCAUGAUCCAACAGCUCCACUAGUAGCGACCUUCUCUGGCAGAGGACCAGUUGAAGUUGCUCCAGACAUUCUUAAGCCAGACAUUACUGCUCCUGGGGUUGAUAUCUUGGCUGCAUAUUCUCUGAAAGCCACUUCAACACCUUUUCCAGAUGAAAAACGCCAUGCACCAUUCAACAUCAUCUCUGGAACUUCAAUGGCAUGCCCUCAUGCAACAGGAGCUGCUCUUUAUGUUAAAACAUUUCACACUUCAUGGUCGCCCUCUGCCAUUAAAUCUGCUCUAAUGACAACAGGUUAGAAGGAUUGCUGCAGGUUUAAUCAAAUUAGAGUUUACCUGUGGAUAGAUUAGACAUGUCAAAUGAAUGAAUUUGAAUGGUGAAAAAUAUUUCACUUUCAAAUAAGAGAUUAUUGAGUUCCAAAAAGGACUCAAGUCGCUUAUAAAACA
Messenger RNA from Carica papaya (papaya), 1972 nucleotides. The record is from RefSeq and is a predicted model, not a curated record. Lineage: Eukaryota; Viridiplantae; Streptophyta; Magnoliopsida; Brassicales; Caricaceae.